AUGUGUGCGGCGUUCUUCCGGUUAGUUCCUGAGCCUGAGGGAGUGGGUGAGGACCCGGGUCCGCCGAUUAGUACCUUACCCCACCGGCCAGACCAGGUGGACUCCGAAAGUGUAAAGAAGUUCCACAAUGAUUGCAUACAGGUAGACUUGCGAGUCCGGGAAAGCGUUCUCCUAAGAGCCAUAGCCAGUCUCAUCCCGGAUUUACUAAUAGUAUCAAUGUUGUGUCUGGCAGCCUCCCUCAAGUUCGUCUGGAACUCCGAAAGUCUUCUGAUACACCUGUGGCUACUAGCAGUUGUCACCGCCGCCUUCGUCACCCGUAAACUAUUCAACCCAUAUCAUGUCCACCCUGCAUGUGGUAGCCUCACUGUAUUCGGUGACUUCUUCUCUGUAUUGCAUGUACAUGGUAGCCAAAGUGCUAGCGGUAAUAGCAAUGUUACGUUUCUUAGACUCCCCUAG
This is a messenger RNA of Gregarina niphandrodes, 456 nucleotides long. RefSeq names its product putative transmembrane protein. Lineage: Eukaryota; Apicomplexa; Conoidasida; Eugregarinorida; Gregarinidae. The coding region runs from base 1 to 456 and encodes 151 amino acids. The record is from RefSeq and is a predicted model, not a curated record. The transcript has a single exon.